Messenger RNA from Brassica napus (rape), 3854 nucleotides. Its product is annotated as G-type lectin S-receptor-like serine/threonine-protein kinase At5g24080. Gene Ontology annotation, molecular function: ATP binding; protein kinase activity. The record is from RefSeq and is a predicted model, not a curated record. NCBI's taxonomy places the organism in Eukaryota, Viridiplantae, Streptophyta, Magnoliopsida, Brassicales, Brassicaceae. Gene Ontology annotation, biological process: protein phosphorylation; recognition of pollen.
AUGGAAGUAGUAUUUCCUAGACAAGUUGAGCUUCCACAAGAGUUUUCGUAUUUUUAUGUCUACAAGAAUCUAGCAGACGAAAACAGGAACUAUAACAAUAGUAGUAACUCCCGGUUAAUGAAAACCUGAAUUCUGCGGAGAUUGGUAUUAGAGAACAACGGUAAUCUCCGGUUGUACCGAUGGGACAACGACAUGAACGGUUCAAGCCAAUGGGUACCUGAAUGGGCUGCUGUAUCAAACCCAUGUGACAUAGCUGGGAUAUGCGGUAACGGAGUAUGCAACUUGGACCGUACCAAGAAAAACGCUGACUGUUUAUGUUUGCCCGGUUCAGUUAAGCUUCCUGAUCAAGAAAACAAUAAACUCUGUUCAGACAACUCAUCUCUGGUCCAAGAAUGUGAGAGAAACAUCAACCGUAACGGUACCUUCAAGAUCUCAACGGUCCAAGAGACUAACUACUAUUUCUCAGAACGUUCUGUUAUCGCCAAUCACAGUGAUAUCGGUAUCGUGAGUAAAUGCGGUUUGAUGUAUUUAUCUGAUUGCAAAUGUGUUUCUUCGGUUUAGAUGAUGAGACACUAUUGUUGGAUUCUAAAGAGCCUGAACUUUGGCGGGUUUAAAGAUAGUGCUAAUGCGUCUUAUCCUUUCAAUAAUAUGAUACGGAUUCUAAAUUGCAUAAAAGCCAGGUUAAGACAGAAGGUUCUUGUGAUAACUAUAGUUGUGGGGAUGUUUGUGCUUGUGGCACUACUUGGUAUGUUGUUAUACUACAACGUAGAUAGAAAGAGAACACUAACUAGAGCCGCAAAGAACUCACUCAUCCUUUGUGACUCUCCUGUGAGUUUUUCUUACCGUGAUCAUCAGAACGCUACAAAUAAUUUCUCCCAACUUCUUGGAUCAGGUAGAUUUGGGACAGUUUACAAAGGACGAGUAGCGGGUGAAACGCUGGUUGCAGUGAAGAGAUUAGAUAGAGAGUUUUCUCAUGGAGAGCGAGAGUUUAUCACCGAAGUCAAUACCAUUGGUUCCAUGCAUCACAGGAACCUAGUUCGUUUGUGUGGUUACUGCUCCGAAGACUCACACCGGCUUCUAGUUUAUGAGUUCAUGAUAAAUGGGUCGUUAGACAAAUGGAUAUUCUCUUCAGACCGGACGGGCAGGCAGCUUGAUUGGGGCACACGUUUCGAGAUAGCUGUGGCAACUGCGCAGGAGAUAUCUUAUUUUCAUGAACAGUGUAGAAACAGGAUUAUUCAUUGCGACAUUAAACCCGAGAACAUCUUGUUGGAUGAAAACUUCUGUCCUAAAAUAUCAGAUUUUGGGUUGGCUAAGAAUGGGAGAGAGCAUUCUCAGGGGGUAACAAUGAUUAGAGGGACGAGAGGGUAUCUAGCUCCGGAGUGGGUGAGUAACCGGCCGAUCACAGUGAAGGCUGAUGUGUAUAGCUAUGGAAUGCUUCUUCUUGAGAUUGUUGGUGGUAGGAGAAAUCUUGAUGUGUCCUUCAACGCUGAAGAUUUCUUUUACCCUGGAUGGGCUUACAAGGAACUAACGAAUGGGACGGCCUUGAAGGCUGUGGAUAGAAGGCUACAAGGAGUAGCAGAGGAAGAUGAAGUAGUAAAAGCCCUUAAAGUGGCUUAUUGGUGCAUACAAGACGAUGUAUCAAUGAGGCCAUCAAUGGGAGAAGUGGUGAAGCUUCCAAUAGAAGAUUCUUCAGACGAGAUUAAUCUGCCUCCAAUGCCGGAGACACUUUUAGAACUUAUUGAUGAAGGACUGGAGGAUGUGUAUAGAGCGUUGAGGAGAGAGGUUAAUAACCAGCUUAGUUCCUUCACUGUUAAUACCAUGACAACCUCUCAGAGCAUUUAUCGAAAUUACCUUUCUUCCUCUCGGUCUCAUGCUACUUGUAGUUACUCUUCCAUGUCUCCUAGGUAGUUCUUUUUUGGCGUUUUGUAGUUUGAGAUUAUUUCUCUUUUUUCUGUUGGCUAACUAAAAUGUAAUCUUCACUCUCUUCGGCAUUUUUUUUUGUUCGUUUUGUGUUUGUUAAAAUAAAAUGAUGUUAUGACUUGAUUACUAGUAGGGUGGAGUUAAAGACGUUGUUAAUGGUCUAAUAUAUAUACUAUAUAUGUAGCACCUGAUAUAAAUAUAGAUUGGAGUUUGGAUUAUCUUACCUUGACUUUUUAAUAGUGUAUUGCCUUAUUGGGUUCAUCAAAGACUAAUAAAUGGUAAGGAAUAUUGUGCCAAAAAGUGAUAAGAAAGGAUACUGGUGACUUGUAAAUGGUUAAAUAAAUCGAAGUCCCAUAAAGAUGUGGUAACUUUUUUUUUUGCGACUAUUAUCUUCAUUAUAUAUUACAUUAAACUAAUCUCGUUUUAAAAAGUCAGAGGAUACAAAAUGAACAUAAGAUAUAAGUAGAGAUUGCAAUUGAAGACCUGAACCGCAGACAUGGCCAAUAAGAUUUGUAACGAGGCAGGUGCCGAUCUGGAGUUUAUGAGGCACUGUGGAUGGGAGGUUGAACUAUACUACGUUGAACAACUCACCAUCUUCACAAUGUUCUUGAAGAAAGCAGUGUUCAAAGGUCUUACUGCGUUCGUCGGUAACAUUGCUUUAUUUUAGUGUGAUGAUGAAAUGCAUAACCUGCAGGUUAUUGUUGACAGCAUUGUGAGAGGAGGAAAUUACAUUGAAAAUGUAGGUAUACGCAUGGAAGAGUGUCUCAUAGAAUUGUCGUAGAAGAAGUUUACAAGAUUGUCUUUAUCCUUAGUUUCUGUAAUCUUUACUUUCUUUUUUCUUAGGUAAUCACUUGAUGGUUAUUUAUGUUCAUGGUUAGAAAGGGCAUGUAGCCGGUUUUUGUUGGUCAUUGGUAGAUGUUAUUUAUGGGUUGUCAAUAACAUAGAUGGUUAUUUAUACAUUAUUGAUCAUGGUUCAAGACUUAUGUUUUGAAUGUAUGCAUACCAAUCGUUAGAGACAAUGAACAAAGUUUGUACUUUUGAUGGAGCAAUUUGUAUUGCGAUUCUAGUAGGUGUUCUCUCUAGUGAAUAUUGUAUCCAAAUAUUUUUGUUUUUUUUGCAGUGAUGGAAAUAGUAAUUUCUAGAUUAGUUGAGCUUCCACAAGAGGUUUCUUCUCAGACUAUUUGGUCAACAUGGAUCUGAGUGUUAAUCUGCCUUUUCACAAGCCACAUCAACACAUUUUUGAAGCUCACGACCCAAGUAACCAAUUGAGAUGCUUUUUCAAGAUAUUAUGCGAUGAUGAUGAAGAAGAAUCUGCUCGCUUUUUUUUGAAGACUAACCACUCAGCAAUUUUUUGCUUUCUUAUUGCUUUUCUUUUGCUUUGUUUUUACUUUGUUUUUGCUUAAUUGAAAUAGGUUGAUGUUAUGACUAAAGUGCCAGUCAGGUGGAAGUUAAAAAAAUGUUGUUGAAGGUCUAACGUAUUCUAUGUAGCAGAUGAUACAAGUCUGACUGGACCACUUGCAUUGACUUUGUAAUAACUUAUUUUUUCAUAAAAGACUAUGGAAACUAUAGCAACAAAAGAAUGAUAGGAAAUGACAGUUGUGACUUGUAAGAUGUUAAAAAAAAUUGAAGUCUCAUGCUUAGCGAAGGCAAAAGAUACUCUAGCUUCUUUAAUAAAUCAUCCUCUAGCAAUAUCUAACCAGGUCAAAACGGACCUGGCGGUCAAAUCCUAUUUCAUUUUAUAUCAUUCUUUCGGAUGAGAACAUUUAUAAAUUAAUAGUUUAACAGAGAACCUUCAUUGCUAAAAUUUCUCAACUGGACCGAUUCCUAAAUUCAAUAAUAUUAUAUUUUAAUAAAAUUCAGUUAUUUAGUUGUUUUUUUAAGAUUUCAAAUUUUAUUUUUUCUUUUUAUUAUUAAGAUACUUAUUAUUGGGUAUC